ACGUGUUGUAUAUCCUAACACUAUAUUUAGACACCACCAAGGUUUUGGUCCUUCAAACUUGUCUCUUGGUUAGCCAUUACAACAUUCACUAACCAUAUUCACACUCCUGCUUAGCCAAAAAUACUCAUGGAUACUAAGAGCUUUGGCAAAUGGUAUCCGGUUCUUCUAAUGAUUGUCAUCCAGUUCACCUUCGCAACCGUUAAUGUACUUCUCAAGAAGGUUAUAGUCGAUGGACUUGACCAUCUCGUUUUUAUCACCUAUCGCCUGGGUGUUGCCGCGAUCUUUUUGGCCCCGGUAGCCUUCAUUUUUGAAAGGAAGAGCGAAACGAAGCUUACAUACAACAUAUGUUUCCACCUUUUCUUGAAUGCGAUUCUCGGGGCAUCUCUCACACAGUACUUGUUCCUUGUGGGUAUACAAUACACAUCAGCCACUUUCGCUUGUGCUUUUCUAAACAUGGUGCCUGUGAUCACUUUCAUCAUGUCAUUACCCUUUGGGUUGGAAAGUGUGAACAUAAAAUCAAAUGGUGGAAGAGCAAAAGUGAUAGGGACAUUAGUUUGUGUAGGAGGUGCAACUUUACUGACCCUCUACAAAGGGAUGCCUUUAUUUAACAAUUUUUCACAUAUGCAAGCCACCAAUGAAUCCAUCCAUGUUGAAUCUAUUAGAAGGCUAAGUUCAGUUUUAGCAACCAAGAAAGCAAGAUGGACUUCAGGUACCUUGGCAUUGGUUGCUGGUAUAGUUCUGUGGUCUUCAUGGUUUCUUGUCCAAUCAAGCAUCGGAAAAAGAUACCCGUUGCAGUAUUCCAGCACCGCGAUCAUGAUGUUCUUUGGUGCGAUCCAAUCGUUUGCGUUAAGCUUGUUCAUCCAUAGAGAUCUUUCUUUAUGGAUUCUUAAAGGGAAAUUGCAAAUCUUUAGUGUCCUUUAUAUUGGGAUUGUCGGAUCCGGGCUAUGCUUCGUUGGGAUCUCUUGGUGUGUGAAGAAACGGGGUCCAGUUUUCGGUGCAGCAUUCAGUCCUCUUGUCCAAAUAAUAGCAGCCGUAAUCGACAUUCCAUUUCUACAUGAACCAUUGCAUAUCGGAAGUUUAAUUGGAUCGGCUAUUGUGGUAGCAGGACUCUACAUUCUCCUGUGGGGAAAGAACAAAGAACUGCAAAUCCCAGAAAAUGAAAAGGUCAAUGUUCAAGAUCUUGAGUCUCAACCAUCUGCAAUAGUUUGUAAUUCAAAGGAUCCAAAAACAUUAGAAAGCUAAGUCACAACUUAUGUACUAAGAACUUGUUCAACAGUGUUGAUAAGGCGAUUAAGAUCGUGUAAUUCUAAUAAAUAUAGAUUAUAUAGUUACCCUUAUGGCCUUCUAACUAUUA
Messenger RNA from Helianthus annuus (common sunflower), 1354 nucleotides. Its product is annotated as WAT1-related protein At3g30340. Gene Ontology annotation, cellular component: plasma membrane. The transcript is spliced from 6 exons. Gene Ontology annotation, molecular function: transmembrane transporter activity. The record is from RefSeq and is a predicted model, not a curated record. NCBI's taxonomy places the organism in Eukaryota, Viridiplantae, Streptophyta, Magnoliopsida, Asterales, Asteraceae. The coding region runs from base 127 to 1242 and encodes 371 amino acids.